Racocetra persica is the source of this 240-nucleotide messenger RNA. The record is from the annotation of a GenBank genome assembly. Lineage: Eukaryota; Fungi; Glomeromycota; Glomeromycetes; Diversisporales; Gigasporaceae.
UCACAUCAAGCUUCUGAACUUCUAAAUGAUGAAAGCUUUGAUACUAUUUAUCAUGAAUAUAAGCAUGCUAAAAAAAACUAUCAGCAAUCAAAACUUACUAAAGAAAGAUUUAAAACUAUUCGAAUGAAGUUGUUUAAUGCUACUUCUGCUUCUUCCAAUCAUGAUGUAGCUUUUAAUACAUAUAAAGAAAUUGAGGAUGAUGAUAAUGAUACCCUUAAUUAUAGAAUAAAUAUAAAAUAG